ACUGUGUCCCAGACUCAUAACAAGCGUGCACAACCGUAGAAAAGCAAAGAUGAUUCUGAACUUGAAGAAUGAGGUGUUCUGCUCUUUUGUCUUCUACGCUGUUCUCUCGCUCGUUAAGAUGUUUGUCAUUGCAGUCCUCACAGGUCAGGUCAGACUCCGCAAAAAGGCUUUCGCGAAUCCAGAAGAUGCUCUGAGACACGGAGGGCUGAAGCUUUGUAGAACUGACCCGGAUGUCGAGCGUUGCCGGAGGGCUCAUCGUAAUGACAUGGAAUGUGUCUACCCCUUCCUCUUCCUGGGCGUGCUGUACUGCUUCCUGGAUCCUACUCCGUCUAUUGCAAGGAUCCACUUCCAGAUCUUCUUCUUGGCCAGAUUGGUUCACACUGUGGCCUAUCUGUUCGCCCUGAAAGCUCCGACCAGAUCCCUGGCCUACACCGUGGGGCAGAUCCCAUGCUUCUCCAUGGCCCUCAAGAUUCUGAUCAAUGUUGCCUCCUACUGGUGAAGGAAGAGCUCACUACCAUUCGAGGGGUGGAAUUUGGUUCGAUUCCACCUUGGAAGCCUGAAGAUUUCCUUUGAAGUCUGUGUCUCGGGGCUGACGUAAAUGAUCUUUUUCUCACUGAGUAAACUGUGAACUUUGCAGUAAAGCUCUGAGAGUGAGGGGAGAGGGGGCAACAUAUUUCAGUACCUCAGGCACUCCACUAGGAGGCAGUAACUGACACACUAACUUGAAUUUAUACAAGAUAGGACAGUAAAAAUGUCCCAGGUUGCUUCACAAGUGCAGUAACAGACCAAAAUUUGACACCAAACCACAUAAGGAGGAAUUAGAGGCAGGUAACUCAACGUUGGCUCAAAGAGGGCCAGUUUUAAAGAGCCCCUUAAAGGAGGAAAGAGAAGUAACAGUUUAGGGAGGAAAUUCCAGAGCUUAAAAUCUUGGCAGCUGAAGACAUGGUGGUGUCAAUGACGAAGCACUUGAAAUCAGGCUUAACCUCUCUAUAGCAGGUACUGGGUGGAGUCAGCUGUCAAGGAUGGAUUCUCCACUCGCAACCUGAAUUUAACUGAUUGCUCCUGUGCUAGAGAGACCAAACUCGCAUCAAAAUUGGUUUGUUUCUAAAAUGAGUGCAAUGUCCUUAACAAUAUGGAAGGUCAAACAGAAAAAUCUAUCCCAAUACAACUGCCUCCUCUUUCCACGGAUGGUUUGGGAUUCAAAAUGUUGAAUCCUCUCAUCAUUUGCUCCUCCAUCUCCUCUCGUCUCAGAGAUCAGGGUGCUUUUAGCCUGAGGUUCCAGAUGGGAAUCCCAUGGGAUCGAGUGAGCACCCAUUUACACCAAGGUUCAGUAUUAUUUUCCAUUGAUUUUAAUGGAGAUUAAAGUUGAGCAGCAUGUCAAACCAGCAUCACUCCCGAUCCCAUCGGACAUUUUAGUUUAAAACAAUUCCUUAUCCCACCAGUGGGAACUGGGCAGAUUCAGAUAACAUGUUCCAUUUUGUGCUCUGUCCCAAUUUUCUACCCUCACAACUCCGCUGACAUCAUUGGAAAGAUCACCAGACUAACAUUCAAAUAUAUUAACUCAAUGCUGCUGUUGUUUAAAACCUCUGUCAGUCAGUCAUUUCAAUGUACAAAGACAUUGUGUUAUUUUUAUGACUGUUUUGCCUUCUGUUUAUUUAUUGAUGUUAAUAGUUUAAUUUAAUAAAAGUUAAGGGUAAAAGUUGGAA
Carcharodon carcharias (great white shark) is the source of this 1706-nucleotide messenger RNA. Its product is annotated as prostaglandin E synthase-like. The record is from RefSeq and is a predicted model, not a curated record. Gene Ontology annotation, cellular component: membrane. The transcript is spliced from 3 exons. The coding region runs from base 50 to 499 and encodes 149 amino acids. NCBI's taxonomy places the organism in Eukaryota, Metazoa, Chordata, Chondrichthyes, Lamniformes, Lamnidae. Gene Ontology annotation, molecular function: prostaglandin-E synthase activity. Gene Ontology annotation, biological process: prostaglandin biosynthetic process.